CAGUUAACGUAACAGGGGUCCGAGUUUUCCUACCCUAAGAAUUUUUCUUCCAUUUUUAUAAUUACCAAGUUAAAAGCCGAAGGAUGAUUUCUUCUCUCUCGGAUAUAAAACUUAAAGUUCAAAGACUUUCAGCCCAGGCUACUCUCCCCGUUCGAGCGACCGAGUUUUCGGCUGGAUACGAUUUAUUUAGUUCUAGCGACAUUGUAGUUCCUGCAAAGGGGAAGGAGCUUAUCAAAACUGACAUCGCAAUUGCUAUUCCCCCCAAUUGCUAUGGGAGGAUAGCUCCUCGCUCCGGGCUGGCUUGGAAGUUAUCUGUAGAUGUUGGUGGAGGAGUCGUCGAUGCUGACUACAGAGGCCCGCUAGGAGUUAUUCUUUUUAAUCAUGGCGAAAAGGAUUUUUCAAUUAAGAGGGGAGAUCGGGUAGCACAAUUAAUCUUGGAAAAGAUUAUUACCCCUACUGUGGAAGAAGUCAGCCCGUCACGUAGGAAUUGGAGCCCACUGCGCGCGGCUCUGGUGGUUUUGGCUCUACAGGAAUGAAAGAUUUACACCUGUAGGCAUAUACA
Zophobas morio is the source of this 562-nucleotide messenger RNA. RefSeq lists its product as uncharacterized. The transcript has 6 exons. Gene Ontology annotation, biological process: dUMP biosynthetic process; dUTP catabolic process. NCBI's taxonomy places the organism in Eukaryota, Metazoa, Arthropoda, Insecta, Coleoptera, Tenebrionidae. Bases 84 to 536 code for a protein of 150 amino acids. Gene Ontology annotation, molecular function: dUTP diphosphatase activity; magnesium ion binding. The record is from RefSeq and is a predicted model, not a curated record.